This is a messenger RNA of Marmota flaviventris (yellow-bellied marmot), 639 nucleotides long. RefSeq names its product RAB17, member RAS oncogene family (gene Rab17). Gene Ontology annotation, molecular function: GTPase activity; GTP binding. The record is from RefSeq and is a predicted model, not a curated record. Lineage: Eukaryota; Metazoa; Chordata; Mammalia; Rodentia; Sciuridae.
AUGGCGCAGGCAGAUGGACUCACCCCGCCCAGGGAUGCCCCUGGCCAGCCCCGAGUGUCCAAGCUGGUCCUCCUGGGAAGUGGCUCCGUGGGCAAGUCCAGCCUGGUGCUCCGGUACGUGAAGGACGACUUCAAGAGUGUCCUGCCGACUGUGGGAUGUGCGUUCUUCACAAAGGUGGUGGAUUUGGGAGCCUCGUCUCUGAAGCUUGAGAUCUGGGACACGGCUGGCCAGGAGAAGUACCACAGCGUCUGCCACCUCUACUUCAGGGGCGCCAAUGCCGCGCUGCUGGUGUACGACAUUACCAGGAAGGACUCUUUCCACAAGGCCCGGCAGUGGCUGGCAGACCUGGAGAAGGAGCUGCACCCAGGGGAGGGCGUGGUGAUGCUGGUCGGCAACAAGACGGACCUCGGCGAGCAGCGGGAGGUGACUUUCCAGGAAGGGAAGGAGUUUGCCGAGAGCAACAAGUUGCUGUUCAUGGAAACCUCUGCCAAGCUGAACCUCCAGGUGUCCGAGGUCUUCAGCACCGUGGCGCAAGAGCUACUGCAGAGGGAGGCCAGGCAGAGCCACAGCGCACAGGGGGACGCAGCCGUGGUUCUGAAUGCGGGUCCUGCCCCGCAGGCCAAAUGCUGUGCCCGUUAG